Messenger RNA from Marasmius oreades (fairy-ring Marasmius), 1671 nucleotides. RefSeq lists its product as uncharacterized. The transcript has 8 exons. Lineage: Eukaryota; Fungi; Basidiomycota; Agaricomycetes; Agaricales; Marasmiaceae. Gene Ontology annotation, molecular function: 2 iron, 2 sulfur cluster binding. The coding region runs from base 46 to 1533 and encodes 495 amino acids. The record is from RefSeq and is a predicted model, not a curated record.
GGCUUUUCAGUUCCGCCUUCUCUUGACAGAAUCGAGUCUGUGCUGAUGGAAGUCAUAUUCAUUGCACCUCUCCAUAAACUCUUCACCCAUUUUCGGUUCUUGCUCACUCUGCGAUCUCAAGAAGGAAAAUAUCACAGUCUCAUUCUCUUCCGUUUGACACCUUUUCGUGCACAUCCAUGCAAUGAUGAUCAUAGUGAGACAAAAAUAGACGAGGAAUCAACUCUAGGUCCAAAAUUACGGGCAGCAUAUCACCAGCUGUAUGUCAUGGAAUCAGCAUGCCCUCAUCUUGGUGCUGAGAUGACCCAUGCGGAUAUAGAAGAAUAUGAGGAUACGGUGAUAGCAGUUUGUCCGUGGCACAGAUAUGACUUCGACUUGAAGACUGGGAAAAGCGAAACAGGAUUGAGAACGUGCACUUAUCCGGUAGAAGUUCGUGUGGAGGAUCGUGUGGAGAAGGUGUAUAUCGAAGGACCCUCAGAUGGAUCAGGCUGGAGAGUGGUAGAAUUGCGACCGGUUUCUGAAGAGUUCGCUGAUCCGCCAUCGCAACAAACCUCGAAGGAUGCAAGUGAGCAGCAAGUGAACGACGAAGCGACUGUCUCGAGAGAAAAUGAACCCACCAUACCUCUGGUUGACCCUCCGAAGACUCUCAUGGAAUGGGCUGUCCUUAUUUUGAACACUCCAAACCCUGUCUUGAAGGUCGAACGGACAAAACAUGCAGUUCACGCGUUCCGUACCGGGAAACUAACAUCAAUCGGAAAUAAAUCUUCAAAAGCGCCUCGUCCACCAGACGUACCUCCACGAGAGGAGGACUUCAAAAAGAACAUCGUAAAUCCAGGCAAAGUCAAGAAACGCCGAAAUCGAGCAGCCAUGUUACACGCCUUGGCGAAUAUCGAGCAGUGGGCUAUUGACCUCGCAUGGGAUAUUAUCGCACGUUUCGGACCUAUGCACAAAGAUCUCCCUGCUGCGUUUUUCUCCGACUUUACCAAGAUGGCUCUAGACGAAUCGAAACACUUUUCGCUCCUCGUAUCCCGCCUGGCGUCGCUUAAUACACCAUACGGUUCUCUUCCGACCCAUGCGUCUCUCUGGGAAUCCGCCACUGCCACGUCCCAGUCAUUUCGCGCCAGGUUAUCUAUAAUACACCUAGUGCACGAAGCGAGAGGGUUAGAUGUCAAUCCUACAACUAUUGACAAAUUCAGGAAAGCUGGAGAUAAGGAAAGCGUCAAGGCUAUGGAAAUAAUACAUGCAGAUGAGGUGACGCAUGUGACAGCGGGACACCGGUGGUUUUGUUGGGCUUGUGAGAAGGGGUAUGGAGGUGGGAUUGAACCAGGAGUGCCUGUAGAUCCUGUGAAGACGUUUCGGGAAGAGGUGAAGAGAUAUUGGAAGGGAGAGAUCAAAGGACCUUUCAACGUUGCGGAUCGGGAGAAGGCAGGGUUGGCCCCAGAUUUCUAUGAGGAUUUGAGGGGCGAUGUGGAACUAGAGCUCGAGCCGCCAGAGGUAACGGAGGCUGAGAUUCCAGUCGCGUACGAAACGAAAUAGGAUUGCUGAACUGGAGCUCGUCGUGAAGAACGAUACGACUAGACUUCUAUGAGGAGUCGGAGCUGAAGUUUGUAAACCAUCGAACUAUUGUUUGCAAUAAGAAUACAAUCAGGGACAAAACGCCUUCGUUGGAACAAA